Molecule: messenger RNA, 1296 nt
Organism: Penicillium chermesinum
Lineage: Eukaryota; Fungi; Ascomycota; Eurotiomycetes; Eurotiales; Aspergillaceae
Product: putative nucleotide-sugar transporter
Exons: 4
Coding region: 1-1296 (431 amino acids)
Biological process (GO): pyrimidine nucleotide-sugar transmembrane transport
Cellular component (GO): intracellular membrane-bounded organelle; Golgi membrane
Molecular function (GO): pyrimidine nucleotide-sugar transmembrane transporter activity
Source: RefSeq, a predicted model, not a curated record
AUGGCGAGUCGCGCUCUUAUUCCAUUCCUGGUCACGAUGAUGCUCGUGACCGGGGUCUGCAACACACUGCUCAACAAAUAUCAGGACAUGCAAUGUGUAUGGAACUGUGACUCUCCAGAGCCGCAGUAUCGGAAACUCUUCGAGCAGCCGGUCAUUCAGACUAUCACGAUGUUCGUCGGCGAGAUGGGUUGCUGGCUGGUCCUCGGCCUUUCCAUUUUGUAUAAUCGAUAUAUUUCCCCCCGCAUCUCCCGUGACGAGUCGCCUCUUCUGACUGGCGGUUAUCGUCCGAUCCGCGGUGAAGACGGCGGCCUCGAAGACGACGACGGCACCCUCGAUGGCACGAGCAUCGACCCUACCACCGGACCGAAACCAUCUAUAAAUGAUGGCGACCGUAUCCCACUACGCGGCUGGCGAGUAUUUCUACUGGCGGGGCCCGCCUGCUGUGACAUUGCCGGAACGACGCUGAUGAACGUCGGCCUACUCUUUGUGGCCGCGAGUAUCUACCAAAUGACUCGCGGCGCACUGGUGCUAUUUGUCGGUCUUCUCAGCGUGCUGUUCUUGCGCCGCAAGCUUUAUCUGUACCAAUGGGCGUCGCUCUUCGUGGUGGUCCUGGGGGUUGCGCUAGUCGGACUUGCCGGGGCACUGUUCAGCGGUGAUCCUGGCCAUGAUAUCACACAGGGAAAUCCUGUCAGUCCCCAGAGCACUUCUGGGACCCCGGAGGCUGUUUUGACUGUUAUUGGUGUGCUGCUUAUCGCCGGAGCGCAGAUCUUCACAGCGUCGCAGUUUGUUCUGGAGGAGUGGAUUCUCGAGAACUACGCCAUGGACCCUAUCCAAGUUGUAGGCUGGGAGGGCAUAUUCGGCUUCGUAGUUACUUUCAUUGCCUCAAUUAUUAUGUACUUGGCUGUUGGUCGUACCGAGGCUGGCCAGUACGGUUACUUUGAUAUGAAGGAAGGUUGGCACCAGGUGUUCUCGAAUCGUGCCCUAACCGUGUCUAGCAUCUUAAUCAUGAUAAGUAUCGGAGGGUUCAAUUUCUUCGGGCUCUCGGUGACUCGCACCGUGUCAGCUACUUCCCGCAGUACCAUCGACACCAGUCGCACAUUGUUCAUUUGGAUCGUCUCCCUGGGCCUUGGUUGGGAGAACUUCAAAUGGCUGCAGGUUGUCGGUUUUGGUUUGCUUGUUUACGGAACGUUCCUGUUCAACGACAUCAUCCAGCCCCCUCUCAAGGCCUGUCUUCCGCAGAGUGGACGACAGAGAGGUGAGACCCUCCUGCCAGAGGACCCAAUCGAGCACAUUUAG